Mytilinidion resinicola is the source of this 4014-nucleotide messenger RNA. RefSeq lists its product as uncharacterized. Bases 106 to 4014 code for a protein of 1302 amino acids. The transcript has 8 exons. Gene Ontology annotation, molecular function: protein binding. The record is from RefSeq and is a predicted model, not a curated record. Lineage: Eukaryota; Fungi; Ascomycota; Dothideomycetes; Mytilinidiales; Mytilinidiaceae.
CUCAGCCUUGCCUACAGACCAGCAUAGCCGCCUCCGCCGCCUCCACAAUGCAACUAACCUUCCGCUCACCGACUCGAUCGUUCACACCUAGACUCCCUCACCGGCAUGGCCGCUAGGAGGAAGGGUCCCGUCUUCCGCGUCACAGGCCUGCCAGCCUCGCAGCCCGACGACGACCUGGCGAUGUCGCUGAAGGCUACUAUCGACGACAACUUGGCGGAAGAUGAGCAAUCGAAGCUAACUUUCCAUGCGGAAAUUGUGCCCUCUUGCUACGACAAUAAGGAAAAAGUCGCGCUGGUCGAGUUCCACGGCGGAGUGCCUGCAUUCCUGUCCGAGCUGAAGGACAACCCGCUGCGCGACUGGCAGGUUCAGACGGGCGACGAGGACAUCAACUUCGACCUCAACUUCGACCAGCACUUCUUCGGGUUCACGCAGCUGUACACGCCAAAGGCAGACUCGCCAGUUACUGCUGAUAUUAUCGCUAUCACGGGCCUUGACGGACACGCAUACGGCUCAUGGAGGGGAAAGGGAAACCUUGGGCGCAUGUGGCUACGCGACUUCGUGUCCAAGGACCUGCCACACUGCCGCACGAUGAUCUACGGCUACAACUCGAAGCUGUCGGGCUACGGGAUUGACACAAUUAUGGACUACAGCCGGGGACUGAUGGAGGAGCUUAAGAAGGUUAGGAACACAGAGGAGCUAAGAAAGCAGCCGCUGUUCUUCAUCGCGCAUAGCUUUGGCGGCAUUAUACUAGCUCAUUGCCUGGUUCAGGCAGUGCAGACACACGAAGACGGCGACCAAACAAUAGCGUCUCUCUAUAAAGCUACAUACGGCAUGCUUCUGUUUGGGAUCCCGCAUAAGGGCCUAGUGGUGGACGAUAUGCAGCAGAUGCUGGCUGGACAGGACAAGCACCCGCGGGGCAAGCUGCUGGAGCAGAUCCGAAUCAACUCUGAUUUGCUCGCGCAACAGCUGGCGGAUUUUAAGAAUCUUAUCCGGGACCGAAAGGUCGUAAGUUUCUAUGAGACGGGACAGACUAGGCAGCUUGAGUUUGAUGACGAAAGCAAAUGCUGGAAGCGGACAGGCGGCUUUGUCAUGGCCGUGGAUACUAACUCUACUCUUCUCCAGCUACCAGACUCAAAAGAGGACAAGAUUCCCCUAGACGCCGACCAUUCGAUGAUUGUUAAGUUUGAUGCUAAGGGGGACCGUGGCUAUACUAGCGCGCGGGACAAGUUGUUACAAUUUGAGCGUGAUGCUCCAGACGUGGUUGCAGCUCGUUUCCUGCCAUCUCCCGGACCUGACAGCAAGAAAGAAGACAAGGAAUGCAUCCAACACUUGCGCGUCACUGAUCCCCGUGAUGAUAAGAAGCGCAUUGAAUACACUAAAGGCGGACUACUGAAGGGCUCUUAUUGCUGGAUUCUCGAAAACUCCGACUUCCAACAAUGGCGUGACGAUCAGCAGAGCCGACUGCUGUGGGUUAAGGGCGAUCCCGGCAAGGGCAAGACGAUGCUGCUCUGCGGUAUUGUUGAUGAGCUGAAGGGCUUAAUGGCCCAAACAGAUCUUCUGUCCUACUUCUUCUGCCAGGCCACGGACUCGCGAAUCAACAACGCCACGGCCGUGCUGCGAGGUCUGCUGUUCUUGCUUGUUGAACAGCAGCCAUUCCUUCUCUCGUAUAUACGGGUGAAGCAUGAUCACGCAGGCAAAACCCUCUUUGAGGACGUGAAUAGCUGGGCUGCCCUGUCCGAGAUUUUCACAAAUAUCCUUCAAGACCCGAGCUUGAACAGCACGUACUUGGUCAUCGAUGCGCUGGACGAAUGCGUGGAAGCAGACUUGCCAAAACUGUUAGACUUUAUUGUUAAGAAGUCGUCCGUAUCUCCUCGUGUUAAGUGGAUCGUCUCUAGCCGAAACUGGCCAAGAAUUGAGAAGGAUCUCGACACUGCGACGCACAAACUGAGAUUGCGCCUUGAGCUUAAUGAAAGGUCUAUCUCUGCUGCUGUUUCGACAUUCAUUAAGGUCAAGGUAGAUUGGCUUGCGAAGCGAAACAGAUACAGCAGAAAUACUCAAGACGCUGUCCAGCGCUACUUGUCGCUAAACGCAAACGGCACGUUCCUCUGGGUGGCCUUGGUCUGCCAAGGACUAUCCAAUAUCUCGGGAUGGGAAGCUCAGCAGAAGUUAAAAGAGUUUCCGCCAGGACUCGAUGCCCUCUACUGGCGGAUGAUAGACCAGAUUAAGGGUUCAGAACUCUGUAAACGUAUACUAGCUGUCGUUUCGGCUGUGUACCGGCCCAUCACGCUGGACGAGCUGGCGUCUUUUGUUAACAUGCCCGACGGAGUCGCCAACGAACACCAAGUUCUAUCGGAGAUCAUAAGCCUUUGUGGCUCUUUUCUGACACUUCAAGAAUGCACUAUAUCUUUCGUUCAUCAGUCAGCAAAGGACUUUUUGGUUGAAAAGGCUUACAAUGAUAUCUAUCCUCCUGGGAUAGAAUGCAUACAUUACGACAUCUUCUCCCGGUCGCUACAGGUCAUGUCCAAGAAACUACGACGUGACAUCUACGGCCUAGGUGAUCCCGGAUUCCCCAUUAACCAAGUCCCUGAUAUGGACCAAGUCAAGAAACCAGAUGUGGACCAAGUCAAGCAACCUACUUUGGAUCCACUUUCCCCAGCACGAUAUGCGUGUGUCUAUUGGAUUGACCACCUGCUUAACUGUGAUCUCACUAAGAAUGCUAAUAAUGAUCUCCGAGAUGGUGGAUCCAUCAACAAGUUCCUGUGUCAGAGCUUCCUUUACUGGCUUGAGGCUCUAAGCCUUUGCAGAAGCAUAUCGGACGGGGUGGUGUUAAUAGCAAAACUUGAGUCUCUUCUCCAAAAAAGAGUAGACGCAUGCAGAUUGCUUGAACUAGUUCAAGAUGCGCGCCGAUUUAUUAUGUAUCAUAAGGUGGCACUAGAGAAUAGUCCUCUUCAGGCAUACGCGUCUGCACUUCUGUUUAGUCCAGCUCGCAGCCUAAUAAGGAGCUAUUUUAAGCAUAAAGAGCCAAAAAUAAUCAUAAUACAGCCCGCUAUAGGCGAACAAUGGAGUGCGUGCCUGCAGACGCUUGAGGGCCAUAGCAAUUCAGUCCGGUCAGUUGCCUUCUCUCACGACUCAACACGGCUGGCGUCGGCGUCAAGUGACAGCACAAUCUGGGAUGCGAACAGCGGCGCGUGCCUGCAGACGCUUGCGGGCCAUAGCGAUUCGGUCUGCUCAGUGGCCUUCUCUCACGACUCAACACGGCUGGCGUCGGGGUCAGGUAACAGAAUAGUCAAGAUCUGGGAUGCGAGCAGCGGCGCCUGCCUGCAGACGCUUAAGGGCCAUAGCGGUCCGGUCCGGUCGGUGGCCUUCUCUCACAACUCAACAUGGCUAGCGUCGGCGUCAAGUGACAGCACAGUCAAGAUCUGGGAUACGAACAGCGGCGCCUGCCUGCAGACGCUUGAGGGCCAUAGCAAUUCAGUCCGGUCAGUGGCCUUCUCUCACGACUCAACACGGCUGGCGUCGGCGUCAAGUGACAGCACAGUCAAGAUCUGGGAUGCGAACAGCGGCGCCUGCCUGCAGACGCUUGCGGGCCAUAGCAAUUGGGUCAGCUCAGUGGCCAUCUCUCACGACUCAACACGUCUGGCGUCGGCGUCAGGUGACAAAACAGCCAAGAUCUGGGAUGCGAGCAGCGGUGCCUGCCUGCAGACGCUUGACGUUGGCAAGGUGCUUAGCAACAUAUCAUUUGACACUACUGGCUUGUAUCUUCACACCGAUAUUGGUGCUAUUAGUAUUAGUGCAACACUAUUACUUUCAAGUACUACAACAACUAUUAUAGAGUCUCGGAAGCCAAAAUAUCAAGGCCUAGCGUUAAGUUCAGAUGAGGCAUGGAUAGCACAUAACUCUAAGAAGCUAGUAUGGCUGCCAUCAGAGUAUCGGCCAUCAUGUUUUGCAGUGUUAGGGAAGAAAAUCGGUAUUGGUGUCGGAAGUGGAAAAGUCUGGAUAUGCGAAACUUUAUGA